Adineta ricciae is the source of this 390-nucleotide messenger RNA. Lineage: Eukaryota; Metazoa; Rotifera; Eurotatoria; Adinetida; Adinetidae. The record is from the annotation of a GenBank genome assembly.
AUGAUCGUUAAACAAUUGUCUGAACCGUGGUUUUCGCUAAUUUAUUGCGGGAAGAAAACGAUUGAGAUUCGUCUCGAUAAAGGACAUUUUUAUGAACUGAAACCGUAUGAUAAAAUUGAAUUUUUCAAUGAUGAACUCGGCUUCAAUGUCCGUCGAAAGUUUUGCGUUCGAGUUAUAUCCAUCGACCAAUUCGAUACAUUCGAAUCGGCAUUAGAAAAGCAUCUGGCACAUGCUUUACCAACGAUCAAAUCGAUCGAAUUCGGUUGUCAAAUUCUGAAGAAAUCUCUGUCAGUCGAUAAUGCUGCCGACAAGUACGGAAUCUUAGCGAUACAUAUGCAACGAAUCAGCGCUCUCAUGAACGAAUGCCGCGCUUCGACAACUUCAUGUUAA